Molecule: messenger RNA, 1459 nt
Organism: Rubroshorea leprosula
Lineage: Eukaryota; Viridiplantae; Streptophyta; Magnoliopsida; Malvales; Dipterocarpaceae
Source: the annotation of a GenBank genome assembly
UUAUGGGCCUGGGCCAUAGGCUUAAGAGUUACCUAUGUGUACAGCUGAGUGAUGACGUGUCACAGUCCAACAGUGUUUUGACUUUUUGUCUAUGGCGCCAUUCGGAAAAAAAAAAAAAGAGAAAGGAUGAAAAAUUGGUCCUUUCGUUUCCCAUAGUCAGGUCCAUCCUUCAAACGUCUCUUCGUCUCUACUUCUGGCGGGAAAGAAAGAGAAACCAGAGGACGAACGAGCAAUGGCGAAGAAGAGGGGGGAAAGAGGUGAAGGAACAGCCAGAGAAGGAGGGGGGGAGUACGAAAAGGUGAGGGAGAAAAGGAUCAAAGAGAACACUGAGAGGAUGCAGAAAUUGGGUAUCUUUGACCUCUCACUCAAACUCAAAGACCCAUCGAGGAAGAUCCCCAGAAAAGUUUCUUCUUCUACUGCGAACAAAACCAAAACCCCUCGUCCACUCUCUGAUCCUCCUCGACGCUCUUCUAGGUUGAAGACCUUGCCUUCAGUUAGCUAUAAAGAAGUUCGUCCUGAAAGGAAAAUGCCUCCAGGGAAUUAUGAGAUUUGCGUAAAAGAAGGUACAGAACCAGAGAUAUACACUGAAGACCAUGAAAAACUUCUGGGUGAUUGUAAAACCCCUUGGACUCUUUCUGUGGAUGGAUAUGGCAAGGAUGGAAAGCGCAUAUAUGAUCAGGUGAAUGGGAAGUCAUGUCACCAGUGCAGGCAGAAAACUCUUGGUCAUCAUACACGCUGUAGCAAAUGUGCCAUGGUUCAAGGGCAGUUUUGUGGAGAUUGCUUGUACAUGAGGUACGGGGAGAAUGUGAUUGAAGCCAAUCAGAACCCCAAUUGGAUUUGUCCUGUUUGUCGUGGAGUUUGCAACUGCAGCCGUUGCAGGCGCGGAAAGGGAUGGGCCAUAACUGGUGCCAUCUAUAGGAAGGUUGUAAAAAUGGGAUAUAAGUCUGUUGCACAUUACCUCAUCCAAACCCGGCGUGGUAUGGCAGGCACUAAAAGUAAGGAAAUUCUCAAUGUUGAUGAGAGUUCCGAUGGUUCUCUGGGGCGUCAAUCAGAGAAAGAUGGAGAUGAUUUAGAAGAUAGGGAACCUUACUGCUUGAAUAGUAAACAUGAUGGCUAUAACAGAAUUGAUGAUGUUAUUGAUGAUGUUGAUGAUGAUGAUGGUGAUGGUGAUUACGAUGGUAAUGAUGGUGAUAGUGAUGGUGAUGAAGAGGAGGAAGAAGAGGAGGAGGAGGAUGAAGAGUAAAACUAAGAGGAAUGGAGCAUGGAUGGCUGAAUUUUGAUGGAUACUAAACUAUCUAGCUGCUUAAAAACUGAAGCAGGCAAAUGGUUUUCUAGCUUUUGCUGAUGAGUUGCUGGAAGAUUGAUAAACUUCUUUUUCAAGACAAAUGUAACCUUUUGUUAGAGCUGAAAGACAUGUAAGAUCUUGUGAAAUGUGCUGAAAUGAACGAGGGAAAAUUUU